AUGUCCCAUCCCACAACCACAACCCUCCAGACCAACUCCGCCCUGACCCUCUCCCUUCUCACCUCCCUAGGCGGAAUAAUCGGCUACGCGCGCACGGGCUCUAUCCCUUCCAUCGCGGCGGGCAUCUCCGUCGGCGCAAUCUACCUGUACUCGUUCUCGCGGCUGCGCAGCGGACAGUCAUACGGCGACGAGCUCGGAUUGUUGGCCUCAAUCGUGUUGGGGGGCAGUUCAGUGCCGAGGGCAAUUAAGACGAGAAAGAUGGUUCCUGUGGGGUUGAGUUUGGUGGCGAUUUAUGGAUUGUUGGUGUUUGGGGCGGCGGUGAAAGGGAAGAGGGCUUAA
Aspergillus tanneri is the source of this 339-nucleotide messenger RNA. RefSeq names its product TMEM14 family protein. NCBI's taxonomy places the organism in Eukaryota, Fungi, Ascomycota, Eurotiomycetes, Eurotiales, Aspergillaceae. The record is from RefSeq and is a predicted model, not a curated record. Bases 1 to 339 code for a protein of 112 amino acids. The transcript is spliced from 2 exons. Gene Ontology annotation, cellular component: membrane.